AUGGUGCAUAAACAUUUCGUGGCUGGCUACGAUGCGUUUGUUGCAUUUAUGAAAGACUUCAACGGAAACGGAGGCGCGAUCAAUAUUCUUUUCACUGGUGCAAAACUCGAGAACGGCCAGAGCUGGUGUGGGGACUGUGUGGAAGCGGUCCCAUUCAUCGAUACCGCUGUCAACACGGUUGCUCCGGCGGAUUCGCAUUUCGUUUACGUCGAUGUUGGCGAUCGACCAACAUGGAAAGAUAUGAACAACCCCUUCCGUAAGGACACCAAUACACAUCUUUCGGUCAUACCGACGAUGAUACGAUGGAAGAAUCCCCAGCGUCUCGAAGGCGAACAAUGCGCGAAAGCUGACCUGCUGGAGCUAUUUUUUUCGGAAGAUGACUAA
Molecule: messenger RNA, 384 nt
Organism: Anopheles marshallii
Lineage: Eukaryota; Metazoa; Arthropoda; Insecta; Diptera; Culicidae
Product: thioredoxin domain-containing protein 17-like
Exons: 3
Coding region: 1-384 (127 amino acids)
Cellular component (GO): cytosol
Molecular function (GO): protein-disulfide reductase [NAD(P)H] activity
Source: RefSeq, a predicted model, not a curated record